UGUUUCUGCUGAUACCUGCUCAGAAAAAAUCCCAAGAAAACUGGACUCUGAUGGGAGAGCGUCAGGACUCAGACCACGUUGAGGAACGAAAUGCUCAGGUGCAGCUGGAAAAGGCCAAGUACAAGCCUGUGGCGUUCGCAGUGCGUUGCAACUUCUCUUACACGCCAGCAGACGACGACAACGUUCCUGUACCGGGCCAGGCCGUCACCUUUGAGGCCAGAGACUUCCUCCAUGUCAAAGAGAAGUUUAACAAUGAGUGGUGGAUCGGCCGGCCGGUGAAAGAAGAUGGCGUAGUGGGAUUCAUCCCCAGUCCAGUCAAUCUGGAAACCAUUCUCAUCAGAAGAGAAGUGCAGGCGAGGAAAGCUGCCAAGGCCUUAGCCAACAAAUCAUCUCAAGCGGCUCAAGAUAUGAACGCAAAGAAAUACACUCCCCCAUGAACAGCCAAUCAGCAGGUCAAAAAGAAACCGGGGGAGCAGGUGGCUAUGUAUGAUGUAGUGCCUACAAUGCGCCCCGUGGUUCUAAUGGGACCAUCACUGAAGGGCUUAGAGGUUACAGAUAUGAUGCAAAAAGCACUAUUUGACUAUUUAAAACAUCGAUUUGAAGGCAGAAUCACCAUUACACGGGUUACAGCAGACAUCUCUCUGGCUAAACGGUCUAUCCUCAACAACCCUGGCAAAAAGGCCUUAAUGGACCGGUCAAACACCCGCUCCAAUUUAGCCCAGAUCCAGGGAGAGGUGGAGCGAAUCUUUGAGCUUGCCCGCAGCCUGCAGCUGGUGGUUCUAGAUGCAGACACAAUCAACCACCCCCUCCAGGUGUCCAAGACCUCCCUGGCACCGAUCCUCGUCUAUGUCAAGAUUUCCUCACCAAAGGUGUUGACAAGACUGAUCAAGACUAGAGGGAAGUCACAGACCAAACAUCUUAAUGUUCAACUGGUGGCAGCAGACAAGCUCGCUCAAUGCCCGCCGGAAAUGUUUGAUGUCAUUUUAGAUGAGAACCAGCUAACUGAUGCCUGUGAGCACAUUGCUGAUUAUUUGGAGUCUUACUGGAGAGCCACUCAUCCACCAGAGAUGGAGCCUGUCAACGCACUAGUGUCCCAGCUGGCUGAGAAUACACUGCCCGCCAGUCCUUCAGCAAUACCGGAUGGGCAGAAAAACAAGAAGUCAGCUGCCCCCAAGAGGAAAGGUUCCCGAGAGAAUCAUCUAGACCAGGAAUCCUCUUCAGCCCCAGCACCGGAGCAAAGGGCUGAGGAGGGCCAAAGAGAGGAGGAAGAGCGGCUCACGAGGACUGACCCAAAGAGACCCCAGCACACCCACCACCAUCACCAUCACCACCACCGCCGGAUGGAGCAUCACGGCCACACCCAGCACAACCAAACAUCCAGUGGCAUGGAAGUACAGUCGAGCAGAGAUUAUGGCCAGAGGCUUCCCCGCAGGCACCUACCUGAGGAGAGGGAGGAGAGGGAGGAGGAGUUGGAGGAUGUGGUGGAGGAGGACCAGGAGGAGACUCGCAUUAACCACCGGGGCCAUAACCACCACCAUCAUAACAGCAACUACCAUCAUCACCACCAUCAUCACCGUGGGAACAGCCAGCCACAAGUCGGUGAGGACUAUGAGCAGGAGCACAAUGAACGCAACCGGCAGCACAGGCACCACCAGCAUAUUCCUCCACGGACACACCACACAGAUCACUAUCCUGCACACAAUCAUCAAAACUACUACGGCAGAGACAGGGACAGAGACAGGGACAGAGACAGAGACAGACGCAAGGACAGAGAAAGAGAUAGAGAUAGGGACAGAGAUAGAGAUAGAGGCAGAGAUAGAGACAGAGAUAGAGACAGAGAUGCACGACAAUGGCACAGAGAUUCCUAUAUACACUAGUGGUUCCUUCUGUGGGUUGCUGCAUGGUUUUAUGCUGCUCAAGUUAUAAUGCACUAAUGGACGAGGCAGAGUGUGUCAUCUUUGUAGACAAUGUUUCUCCUCAUAUUGUUUGCUGUUUUUUAUUUGUACACUCAUGCACUUUGUCCUUCUUUCACUUGCCUGUCUUAGUUUUAUCCUUUUCAUAUGGCUCUGGGUCUAUUUUUGAAUGUCAAUGGUUUGCUCAUGCAGCAUCUGUUCAGAAGUUUUUAAUUUUGCUUUGGUCAAGCAAAUGUACAGAGUCCAAGAACAGUCAUGGUUGCAGUAAUUUUAUUAUAUUCAUUGUCUCGGGUCACGUGUGGUGCUGUUGAAAGUGUAUUGCGUUACACUGAUAGGUGUUUCUGUUUAUUAUUAUUAAUAUUAUUUAGCCUUAAUUAAUAUAAAUGGGGUGGACAAAAUAAUAUUAACACAUCUCAGCUUUCUGUAGGCCUAAUAAUCUGGCAACUGAGUGCAUUUUGAGAGACAACUUGUUUCCCCAAGAUAAAUACCCUGUGUAGAGAUUUUUAAGAAAUAUUUUCAUAUUUGAUUAAUUGUUUCAGCCUCUCAAAUGUAAGAUUUGCUGUUUUAUAUAAAAAUUGGAUAUGUUUUUGUUUUGGACUGUUGGUCGCACAAAACUAACAAUUUGAAGACAUCACCUUGGUUGGCCAUAGUGAUGGGCACUUUUUCACAAUCUUUGCCAUUUUAUAGACCAAAUGGCAGACUGAUUAAUCAAGAAAGUAAAAGGAAGAUUAAUAUAAUCAUUAGUUGUAGCCCAAGCAAUGUUAUCACUAGAAAAACAACUGUUAUCCUGACAUAAUAAUGAACUAUUAUUAUUAUUAUUAUCAUCAUCAUCUUGAGUUAACAGGAUAAAAAUAAAUUACUGAAACAACGGCUGUUCUUGACUUCAGCACAAUUAAUGCCUUUUUAUGAUUUUUUUUUUCUACAAAGUUACACAAAGGGAUGUUUUGUCUAAUAAAAUGGUCAAAUAACUGUGGGGAACAACAGACUUGUGUGUUUCAGUGUCAUAUCUGAUUCUGCCCCAUGUUCAAACCAGUAUAUAGUCAAAAGCCAACCAUUUAUUUUAAACAUUGGAAAGGAAAGUCAAACUAUUUUUGUAUAUGAUUCUAAAAGGAAGUCAUACUUUGCUUCCUACUUUUCUAAAUGGUGUUCAAGCAUAUUUAUUGACUUGCAUUUGCUCUGUUUGGAAGCAUGAAAACUCUUUUGGUGACACUGACCUGUGCUAUGUGCUGGAUACUCUAUGCAUCUUCUUGUGAUAAAAUAUAUUGCUUGAAUACGAUCUCUAUGCAUUUGUACAUACUUCAUAAUUGCCUUGUUAGGUAAAUGUAAGGAGAACCAGAGAGCCUGUUGCACUGUUUGGUAGAACCUGUCCUACUGUGUAUGAUUGUUUUGAGUUGAGACUGAAUUGAUUACGUUCCUUUCAAAAAAGAUUUGUUUUGUACAGCAUCCAGAAGUUAAUUUUGACAAAUAUGCAGUCUAUUGUUGAAGAUCAUUAAAAUAUAUAAUGAA
This is a messenger RNA of Micropterus dolomieu (smallmouth bass), 3419 nucleotides long. RefSeq names its product calcium channel, voltage-dependent, beta 2b (gene cacnb2b). Gene Ontology annotation, biological process: neuromuscular junction development; calcium ion transmembrane transport; chemical synaptic transmission. NCBI's taxonomy places the organism in Eukaryota, Metazoa, Chordata, Actinopteri, Centrarchiformes, Centrarchidae. The transcript is spliced from 13 exons. The record is from RefSeq and is a predicted model, not a curated record. Gene Ontology annotation, molecular function: protein binding; high voltage-gated calcium channel activity. Gene Ontology annotation, cellular component: voltage-gated calcium channel complex.